Molecule: messenger RNA, 561 nt
Organism: Arctia plantaginis
Lineage: Eukaryota; Metazoa; Arthropoda; Insecta; Lepidoptera; Erebidae
Source: the annotation of a GenBank genome assembly
AUGCGUAAAACAAUUUUCCUUUUGUGUUUAAUUUAUUUUGCAAUAAGUUUAGGCAAAAAACACAGUGAUGAAGAAAAGCCGGCUUGGGCUAAGAAAGAUAUUAGAGAUUACAGUGAUGCAGACUUAGAACGGCUUUUUGAUCAGUGGGAAGAAGAUGAAGAACCUUUACCAGAAGAUGAAUUACCAGAACACCUUCGGAAGCCACCAGCACUAGAUUUAACUAAGUUGGAUAUGACAAAGCCAGAAGAGGUUAUGCAAGCAACUAAAAAGGGCCAAACAUUAAUGAUGUUUGUAACUGUAGCUAAUAAGCCCUCAAGAGCAAGAUCUGAAGAAAUAACCAAGAUUUGGCAAACUAGUUUGUGGAGUAACCACAUUCAGGCAGAAAGAUAUCUGAUUGAUGAUGAUCGGGCCAUCUUCAUGUUCAAAGAUGGGUCUCAAGCGUGGACUGCUAAAGAAUUUUUAUUAGAACAGGAAGAAUUAAAGGAGGUGCAACUAGAAAGUCAAACAUAUCCAGGGAAGAAACCUGAUGUAAAAAAUAAAUCUCUAAGAGAUGAAUUAUAA